AUGCAUUUUUCGUCUCCCAAAAUGGUUUGCGAGACUAAAAUUGUUGCGGACGAACACGAUGCUAUACCUGGGACCAAAAAAGAGUCGAUCAUGUGGAGCUCUCCUCCGUCCAGCGCGGCUCUAAACCCCGCCGAGGCCAAGGAUGUGAGGAAAGAUGCGGUUUUCAUCCGCGAGUUCGAACUCGGGGAUCAGGAGGAGGUGCGGCGCAUCUUUUACGAGGGUAUUAUGGAGAGGAUACCCAAUACGGCGUUUAGGGGGCUCAGACAGCAGCCCAAGACCCAGUUUUUAUACGCUCUUCUGACAGUAAUGUGCUUUUACGUGACCAAAUCCGUCACGCUGACCUGCUGUGCACCUCUCAUUCUCAUGGGUGCGCGCUACUACUACAGCAGAAAAGUUAUCCAGAGUUAUCUGGACUGUGCUCUGCACACGGACAUGGCUGACAUAGAGGCUUAUUACAUGAAACCCACAGGAGUUCCAGUCCGGGUGUGA
This is a messenger RNA of Stegastes partitus (bicolor damselfish), 489 nucleotides long. It is a transcript of the gene aspnat, whose product is annotated as N-acetyltransferase 8-like. Lineage: Eukaryota; Metazoa; Chordata; Actinopteri; Pomacentridae. The record is from RefSeq and is a predicted model, not a curated record. Gene Ontology annotation, molecular function: L-aspartate N-acetyltransferase activity. Gene Ontology annotation, cellular component: mitochondrial membrane. The transcript has 3 exons. The coding region runs from base 1 to 489 and encodes 162 amino acids.